AAGUUGACGUUUAUAACUUUCGGUUUUAAACUCGAGAGUUUACAAACUUUUGAUUUUCAUAACUUCCCGAAAAAGUAGAAGUUAAGAAGAAAACUUUUGUUUUAUAUAUUAAAAAAAAAUUAACAAAAAUGUAUCGAAGAAAUUAUUUUUGGGAAAAUUCGGCAUAUUCAUCUUCAAGUAGCGAAGAUGAAGAAAGUCUGCAAAUUGAGAGACGGGAAUAUAAAAUGUUCAAACGCAUUCAAUUAAACACGUGGGAUGACCUAGACUUUUUGCAUCCUUUCCGUCUCUCAAAACGCACGACAAUGAUGGUGCUAGAAGAAAUAAAGGAUUCCUUGCCGUGUGAUGAAAGGAGGUAAAAUUUUCUCGUUUUGGUUGAAGUGUGGAAGUGAAAUAUUUUUCAUUUUUCUAAAAAGAUCACGCGAAUUACGAUCUAUCACGCAAUUGCUAAUUGCAUUAAGGUAUUAUGCGCUUGGAUCUUUUCAACUAGCAAUCGCGGAUUUUUCAGGGGUUUGUAUUACAAGUGUACACGUUGUGUUGAAACGUGUGUCCAGAGCUCUUGCCGAACUUUCCCCACGGUAUAUUCAAAUGCCCCAAACGCAAAACGAGCGCUUGAAAGCAGCUAAAGAAUUUUUUGCAGUGGCAAAGUUCCCUCGGACUAUUGGUGCAAUAGAUUGCACCCAUAUUCGAAUUCAAUCGCCAGGUGGAACAGAUGCAGAAAACUUCAGAAAUCGAAAAGGGUGGUUCUCGUUGAACGUCCAGACGGUGUCUGCAGCUAAUUUAAAAAUUAACGAUAUCGUGGCUCGGUGGCAGGGGUCUGCUCAUGAUCAGCGAAUUUUCAACAUGUCGAGUCUAAAGAAACGGUUUGAAGACGGAGAGUUCGAGCAUUUUAUCCUUGUUGGAGAUUCGGGCUAUACAAAUACCACCUUUCUUGCAACACCAUUUCUCAAUGUCACAAACGCAGUAGAAAACUUGUAUAACGAAUCACAAAUUCGAACUCGCAAUUGUGUGGAACGCUCAUAUGGCGUUUGGAAAAGGCGGUUUCCAGUUUUAGCAACUGGAUUGAGGUGUAGGCUUGACACUGUUCAAUCAGUAAUAGUGGCUUGUGCCGUUCUCCAUAACAUUGCCAUCGACGAAAACGAAUCACAACCGCCACCGGAGAUGUAUGAUUUUGCUAAUAUGCUGGCCGCUACAGAUGUUCCUUCAGAUACGCUUUUGGGAUCAGCUUCCGCAACUACUCAUAACGUUCGCGCUCGAUUGGUGCGUUCAUAUUUUCAGCCAAUGUUAGAUAUGUAGCUAAAUAUGAUAUUU
Molecule: messenger RNA, 1308 nt
Organism: Eupeodes corollae
Lineage: Eukaryota; Metazoa; Arthropoda; Insecta; Diptera; Syrphidae
Product: putative nuclease HARBI1
Exons: 2
Coding region: 343-1293 (316 amino acids)
Source: RefSeq, a predicted model, not a curated record